AUGCGGGGCAGGGUCGGCCCCUGCGGGGGGUCGGGCUCUGGGGCCUGCGGAGGCGUUGGGGGGGCCGUGUCGUCGGCUUCGUCGCCCGGUGGGGCCGGCGGGGGCCUGUCGAUGUUCCGGUGGCUGGAGGUGCUGGAGAAGGAGUUCGAUAAGGCCUUCGUGGACGUGGACCUGCUUCUUGGCGAGAUAGACCCUGACCAAGCGGACAUCACCUAUGAGGGGAGGCAGAAGAUGACCAGCUUGAGCUCCUGCUUUGCCCAGCUUUGCCACAAGGCUCAGACGGUCUCCCAGAUCAACCACAAGCUCGAGGCCCAGCUGGUAGAUCUGAAAUCAGAGCUGACAGAAACACGAGCUGAAAAAGCAGUAUUAGAAAAAGAGGUGCAUGACCAACUGCUACAACUCCACGCCAUUCAGCUUCAGCUCCAUGCCAAGACCGGUCAGAGUGUUGACUCAGGAGCAAUAAAGGCAAAACUGUCUGUCCCUUCUGUGGAGGAUAUGGAAAGAGAACUUGAAGCCAACAAGAAAGAAAAAGUGAAAGAAGCUCAGCUCGAAGCUGAGGUGAAGCUGCUUAGGAAAGAAAAUGAAGCUCUUCGCCGACACAUAGCUGUGCUCCAGGCUGAAGUAUAUGGGGCAAGACUUGCAGCCAAAUACUUAGAUAAAGAGCUAGCAGGAAGGGUUCAGCAAAUUCAGUUGCUAGGUAGAGAUAUGAAGGGGCCUGCUCAUGAUAAACUCUGGAACCAGCUGGAAGCAGAAAUCCAUCUGCAUCGGCACAAAACUGUGAUCAGAGCAUGCCGGGGACGUAAUGACCUAAAGCGACCAAUGCAAGCACCCCCAGGACAUGACCCAGAUUCCUUAAAGAAGAGUCAAGGAGUUGGUCCAAUCAGAAAAGUUCUCUUGGUGAAAGAAGAUCAUGAAGGACUGGGCAUUUCAAUUACCGGUGGAAAGGAGCAUGGUGUUCCCAUCCUAAUCUCUGAAAUUCACCCGGGUCAACCUGCUGAUCGAUGCGGAGGGCUGCAUGUUGGAGAUGCAAUUCUGGCGGUAAAUGGAAUUAAUUUGAGAGAUGCCAAACAUAAAGAAGCUGUAACUAUUCUUUCCCAACAGAGAGGAGAAAUUGAGUUUGAAGUUGUGUAUGUUGCUCCAGAAGUAGACUCAGAUGAUGAAAAUGUAGAAUACGAGGAUGAGAGUGGUCAUCGCUAUCGUUUGUAUCUUGAUGAAUUGGAAGAAGGUGGAAAUUCAGUUUCCAGUAGAAAGGAUGGCAGUGGAGAUGUCAGAUCCUUGCAAGUGUUUGAUAAGAAAGCAAGUACUGGUGGCCAUGAAAAUGGAGACCUAGGAAAUUCAGUUGAAACUGAAGAAACUGUAUCUAAACUAGCCCAGUCUGCUGAGAGCUUAGCCUAAGAGAACAAACACACAAAAGCGGCACAAUCAUCAGUGGGACCGGUCCCUUCCUCAAGAUAGAUUGUGUAGACUGUUCUACAUUCUGAAUGCCACAGAAGGUUUUAAAGAAGAAUUAUUUAAAAGGUAAAAAGAAGAUGCAUUACUGUUGCCUGAAAAAAACUGUUCUGUAGAUUACCUCAGGGCUUCGUUAUAAGCAAAUCUAAACAUGUAAAUCUCCCAUUUUUUUCUAAGAAGUUGCAUGUCCAAUGACUUUCCCUUGAAAUAUAAGCACCAAAGCAUGUUGUUUCCAAAGGCUUUUCCUAAAGUCAACUUUGGAUCUUGUUUGUGAAAAAGGUCUGGAACGAGGCAAAGAGGCUUUGACUACUGGUUCCUAUGACAGUUAACAAAAGGAGAGAAUUGGCCUCCCUUUCGUAGUGAAAUAGCCUUCAGCUGUCAUAUAGAAGGAGGACAUGAACUCAGCAUGGACUCAUGGACUUACCUACUUAAUUGUUUUAAAGUGCAUCUUGUAAAACAGUGAACAGCAAAAUGUCUGCAGAUUUUCACAAUACACGAUUUUGCUUUAAAACAUACAUGUACAAGUCACUUAGGCUGUUAAAUAUUUAUUGUGAAGUUUAAUCUAUGAAUUGGGUCUCACUGAUUCUUUUAUUCAUGGUAUCUAUCAGCAUUAUUUAAUGCACUAUAUACCUAUGUUUUCCUUUAAGCAGUUUCUUGCCGAUCAAUGCUGGUUUAGAAAUAUUCUCCAAAAGGUAUUUAACAGAAUACUGCCAGAUUUGUUUUCAUAUGCAAGAUUAGUAUAAACCUGGCCUUUUGAAAUUACGUCUGUCCUAGACUGUUUUAUGUUAGCCUCGUACAUUCAUACCAUUAUAUCUGAGUUUAGUCAGGGUGGAUUCCAACGACUGUUCUUUCUACUACAAAGUGGUUUUCACAGUUGCUGCACAGUGGUUUUCUGUGCACUGGGUUGUCUGAAGGGACCCAGUUCCUGGCAGACUUGUAAUUGUACUGGGCUUUUGAUACUAUGCAAAAAUUUGCCGUCUUCAAAACAUCAUAGUACAUGAAUUCAUUGACCAUUGUUUCUCUUCAGACUGCCCAGUUUCACUUACAGCCCAUCCACUUUAUAUAUAGUACUGUUCAGGGUGGGUGGAAUGGAAUUUCGAGUGCAUUCUUAGUCAUACCUUUGUUAGUAUGUUCUUUAUAGGCAUGAUUCUAUGGGAGGUUUUAAAUAUGACAGCUUAGGCUAGUUUUCCACUAAACUUUUCAGUAACAGCAGUGGAUUCACAUAAUGUUUAGCAUGGCAGGGCAUAAGUGAUUGGGCACAUAAGUGUUAAAUCUGUAACAAAGCAGUCACGUUUACUGUAACAACUCAUAUCUGGGUUAUGGUUUGCCAUGCCAUUGUUCCCACCUGCCUUUUGAAGACUUCUGGCAGUGUGAUAAAGAAAAUGACCAUUUAUCAUAGUCCUUUAAAAAUCCUUCCUGAUAUGUCUAACCACGUGGAAUGCCAAUAGUCUGAAUACUCCAGAUACAUGGAAUGGUGUUCUCCCCAGCUCUGGGAAGCAGAAUGUGGCAGCAGUUGUUUCACUAAAUGGCAGAAUGCUGUAGGCAGCCAGUACUCUCUUGUGGCUGAAGUUGUUGUGAGGUGUUUUACAGCUAUGGUGGGCAUCAUUGUUUCCAACUAUAAAUUCAGUAUUUACCAUGUUCAUGCUAUGCUAUGAGGGUUAUUAAAUCGUCCCUAAGUAAGUAGGAACUGAGUGCAUCCUGUAUUUUGCUGGGAGGCACUCGGGAUUGGGAACCAAAUUUGUUACGGUAUAAGCACCCUAGUGCUUUAUAGAAAUACUUCUUUUAUUUUUUUUAAACAAGGUUCAUUUAGAAUAUUGCAUAAUGGAUGUAUAUAUAUCAGAAGGCCCAAGGUAUUUUAAGAAUACAGUGAUAUUAAGGAUGAUUGUCUUGGCUAGGUUCUGUUGUGUGUGUGUGUGUGUGUGUGUGUGUGUGUGUGUGUGUGUAUAUAUAUUAUUAGAAUGCACACUCUCCAUAUACCAAUUGUUAAAAAAAUGUAAUAUCUUUUAUUAUUAUAGAAAAAAGCAUGAAAUGCCUGCUUUCCCAUUCACUGUGCUGCAGGCCAUUAAACUAUACUGUGUAAAAAUGUAUUUUGAGAGUGGAAAUAAUGUAAAAUUACAGCUUUGCAAGUGUUUUUUUCUAUAGAAUGUACAUAAAUGGAGACAGUCAAAGGCCUUUCGAGUACCGUCAGUUAACCUUAUAUUUAAUGUUAAAAAGUUGCAUUGUAGAACACAUUUACAUGUGUCUCACCUAGGUACACUAUAUAUAUAUGUUUAUAGAGAGGUCUUUAAAAUGUAAAUACUUUAUGCAAAGAUUUUGCUAUUUAUAAAUUCUAUAACAGUUGCUCAUACAGUAAUGUUUGUUUGUGUCAUUCCAUUCA
This is a messenger RNA of Gekko japonicus, 3826 nucleotides long. RefSeq names its product golgi-associated PDZ and coiled-coil motif containing (gene GOPC). Gene Ontology annotation, molecular function: transmembrane transporter binding. NCBI's taxonomy places the organism in Eukaryota, Metazoa, Chordata, Lepidosauria, Squamata, Gekkonidae. The record is from RefSeq and is a predicted model, not a curated record. The transcript has 9 exons. The coding region runs from base 1 to 1395 and encodes 464 amino acids. Gene Ontology annotation, biological process: negative regulation of protein localization to cell surface. Gene Ontology annotation, cellular component: Golgi apparatus; membrane; trans-Golgi network transport vesicle.